Molecule: messenger RNA, 2530 nt
Organism: Chlamydomonas reinhardtii
Lineage: Eukaryota; Viridiplantae; Chlorophyta; Chlorophyceae; Chlamydomonadales; Chlamydomonadaceae
Exons: 1
Coding region: 245-466 (73 amino acids)
Source: RefSeq, a predicted model, not a curated record
CCUCCGCAUUCUAGCGUCCUUCCCAUGCCAAUACAGAAGAACAAAAACUCACUUUGUCCAGUCGGCCUGGAAGUCUUCGCGCGACAACGUGAUGCCUCGCUUCAGGCUCCAGGCGUAGGCCGCGGCCAUCUUGUCUUGCCAAUACUUUUUCAACUCGCCAUUGGCGGCCAGUCUGGUGUUGAGCAGGCGGGGGCCUUCGCCAGGGCCGCGCUUGGCGAAGGGGUAGAAGCGACGGACGGCCUCCAUGAACAGCGCGGAGUCCGGCGUUCGCACGCGAGUGAUGGGCUCUUUCGCGUUGCUCUUCUUGGGCUUCUUGAUGGGGUCCUGCUUGGACUCGCGCACAAUGGUGAGGGUCAGCCUCUGCUUCUCCGCAUCCCACGAGGCGCAGGGAAGGGGGCAGGCGGGCCCGUCAGAGCCGCUGGCCAGGUACUCGAGAGCAAACGCCAGAACCUGCUCCGGCGAAUAAUACUCCACGGGGUCCUCGGGGUCCUCGGGGUCCACAGAGAGCUUGUAAUUGACGGUGGAGUCCGUCUCGGGGAGAAGAUCCCCCCUGAACGUUCCAGGCGAAAUCGUUGUCGCCCACUGAUGGUAGACUUUGUUGGGAUGGUCGGGAUCCUUGAUAAGGAGCUUGCAGACACGGGCGACCAUGUUGGAUGGUUGUGAGGUAGGGUAGUGCACGAAAGCCCUCUCUUGCAAUUUAAAGCGCAUUCAAGUGGGUCGUGUCGUGGCUCCGCUUCGAUUCUCCGUUCCAGGCGUUUAGAGGCGGACGGUCCCUUCACUUUCUUAACCUGCAGUUUAAUCCGCUUGCGUUUGUUGGUGUUGGUUUGGGUUUCAGGCUGCGUGGCUGGAGCGUCGGCGGGGGGCAGGGUGGGUGCUGUACCCUGGGCUAGGGCGAUGGGUGUGGCGGUGUGGUUCGGGUCGGGCGUGCCUGCCUGCGUCGGUGGUGCGGGUAUGGUCGCCAGUGCGCAUGCAGUCUCAACGGGGCGAAGGUGGCGGGUGAGGGCAGCUUGGCGCGUGGGCACGCCUCGGGGCUGGGCGGCCCGGGGUGCGCGUGGUGCGGUUGCGUUAAAAGCGGUGGGCGCGUGUGGUUGGGUCGAGUUUGGCUCGGGGUGUAGGGUGGUCAUAUGUUGACGGUGGGCCAUGAGAGUGGUCUGGGGGGCGCCGGUGGCUGUGGCGGAUUGCGGGAGCAGGGCCGCGAAGGCGGGUGUCGCCGGGAGGGCACGGUAUUGCUGAGGGAGGGGCAGGUGGCAGUUGUAGGUCUCCGGCUGGUCAUAUGGAGCCGCGCGGGCUGGGGCACCUUCGGCACUAAGGCAUAGGCUCAGCCUGUUCAGCGCGAUACGGUGUUGACGUUUGCAUUGGUUGCGGGGGAGGCGGAGGAACAGGCAAUCGGAGGGAAUCAGGCAGGUUAGGCCUUCUUUCGUGCGUUCCGUGCUUAUCAGGGCUCUGAGGUCCAGGCCGGCCUGCGCCAGCGUAUGUACGAGGUGGUGUGGGAUGGGUCGGGGGUUACGGUUCACUGCUUGGAUGAUGGUGUUGAUGGGGCCGGCAUACGGCGCUCCGUGGUCCCACAGGGUGAUGUCGUAUUCUCGCAUGAUACUGAGUUGUUUGAGUGUGGUGUAGAAGUGGCUUUCCCGACGUAGUUUGUGUAUGGCUGCCGUGCCGGCGAUGCGGCUUUGUAGUUCCAGCAGGGCAUGCGUGACCAUGCCUAGUCUGCCGGGGUCGUUCAGGGCAAGGGUCAAAGCCCGUGUGGCUUUUUGGGCAUAUAAGGGCAGGAGGGAGCCAACCCCAAGGCCUGACAUGUCCGCAGGGGCAAGUGUGGCACGUGUCGGGAACCCAGGGGUGAGGCGGUAACACUUCUUUGCCAGCCGCGCAAUCAUGGCGUCAAGGGUGCGGAUGUCGUUCUCCGUGUACGGCAUAACCGCAAAGCUGUAUGCUGCCAUAGACUGUAUGCAGGAUUUUAUAAUUCGCAGGCAUUGUUCUGGUGACGCGAGAGACGUUUGCAGGUUGGCACUUUUUUCUUUGAUGGCAUCGCAUAGGUAGGCAAACUGGGGUCCCCAGUGCAAGUUCAUGGUUAUCUGUACUCCCAGGUAUUUGAAGGGUUCGGUUGCGGGGAGGUAAGGCACAGGUUUGUCGCCAAUGUGGAUUUUGUUCUCAAGCAUUGAUUUGAGGGUACGGUUGCAGGUGGGACCGUUCAGGCCUUUGUCCUGCUGGGCUCUUCGGUGCAGGAUUCCCGUGACUCGGCAUUUGGCGUGGUUCACCUGGAGGCCCGCCCAUGCCGAGUAGCGGUGGAUUUUGUCGCAUUGAAUGCGUAGGUCGCUCAAGGUGUUUGUAAGCACCGCCAGGUCAUCGGCGUAGGCGGCUGAGGAGCAGUGGUACCUGUUGUUGAGGUGGUUUGGUAAGCAGCCGUAGGAGUAGCCGCGGCCUCCUACGUGGAGCAGUGCUCGUAUCUUGUAGAUGCCCUCAGGCACCCGGCAUCUACACAUGCGUAGAUGACCCUGACCGCGGCGUCUACACUUAAGCCCCCAAGCCCCCU